Molecule: messenger RNA, 1246 nt
Organism: Planococcus citri (citrus mealybug)
Lineage: Eukaryota; Metazoa; Arthropoda; Insecta; Hemiptera; Pseudococcidae
Product: CAP-Gly domain-containing linker protein 1-like
Exons: 9
Coding region: 76-1080 (334 amino acids)
Biological process (GO): cytoplasmic microtubule organization
Cellular component (GO): nucleus; cell cortex; microtubule plus-end
Molecular function (GO): microtubule plus-end binding
Source: RefSeq, a predicted model, not a curated record
AACUUUGAAAACUGCAGUUGUGUUGGUGAUAUUUUAUCUGUACUCAAAAUAAAAAGCACCCGAGGAUUUACCAAAAUGCUCUCUCAGAAAACUGUUCCGUUAUUGGAAAGUUUCGAAACAUAUUGUCGAGAAGAUGACGGUCUCCAUUCAAGGGUAAAGAGAUUAUCCAGAGAUGCGAUUCGAAAAUCUAUCAGCGAAGACUCAUCUACGAACUGGGAAAACUUAAAAUUUGACCAUACGUUUCGAAGACGAGAAUCCGACGCCAGCAGCAUGCUGACAGAAGAUACCGACAGUUUCAUUGUUGGCGAUCGCGUAUGGGUUGGUGGUAGUAAACCAGGAGUAAUUGCAUUCAUUGGGGAGACCCAAUUUGGACCCGGGGACUGGGCUGGAGUCGUUUUAGACGAACCGAUUGGUAAAAAUGACGGAUCCGUAGCCGGUAUAAGAUAUUUUCAAUGCCCACCGAGUCGUGGUAUUUUCUCAAGAUUGAGCCGAUUAACAAGAUACCCCGUUGAUCCGAGUCAGGCGUAUAAACUGCUCAAGAUGCAGGUAAAUCCGGAACCGAAGUCAACUUUGGCCAAUUCACCCACCAGUUCUAUAUCUUCUCGAGUUCAAUUACCCUACAGCUACGGGAGUAUUGCCAAUUCGACCGGAGCUGAUAUAAGAAUCGGCGAUAGGGUGAUUGUGCAAAGUAGCCAUGGUUCGAAAGCGGGCAUUUUAAGGUACUACGGAAAUACUGAAUUUGGAGCCGGAUUAUGGUGUGGUGUUGAACUGGACGAUCCAUUGGGAAAAAAUAAUGGCUCGGUGGCUGGUGUAAGAUACUUCGACUGUGCUCCGAAGUUCGGUCUGUUUGUGCCGGCUGAAAAAGUCAGUCGAUCACCGAUUGGGAACAAGAAGGCGUCGUGCGUUAUUCAUCCUGAUGGAAUGACGAGUACCUCGACUGCUAAGAGUAAUUCUCGGAAAACAACACCGAGAUCUUCUAUAUCGUCAUCUCUUACAUCCACAGUUCAAGCACCUAAAUCUCCACUACAGGUUCGAGUUGUAAAAGUGUACUAUCCCGAUUGGGAGUCGGACUACUAUUAAUUUGACCACCGAAUUCAGUAUUUUUUUCAAUUAGAAGUUACCUAAUUUAUAAGCAUUAAAUUCACAAUAUUAUUUAUUUUAUUCACCACUUAAUUAUUUGAAUGUAUCGAUUUAAAUGUAAUGUAUUUAAAUUUUUUCAGUUCAAAUAAAUGUUAAUUUUUGUGUA